This is a messenger RNA of Actinia tenebrosa (Australian red waratah sea anemone), 1129 nucleotides long. Its product is annotated as ATP-binding cassette sub-family C member 4-like. Lineage: Eukaryota; Metazoa; Cnidaria; Anthozoa; Actiniaria; Actiniidae. Gene Ontology annotation, molecular function: ATP binding; ATP hydrolysis activity; ABC-type transporter activity. Gene Ontology annotation, biological process: transmembrane transport. The record is from RefSeq and is a predicted model, not a curated record. Gene Ontology annotation, cellular component: membrane.
UCUCCCUUUUUGUCUUGAGCGCCAAUUGAAAGAAGGUGUUUGUUUGACCGAGUAACUUGAUCCCUAGCUCUCUAAACGAUAACACGCUUUAAAACUCCUUCAUUAGUAUUGGAGAUCAUCCUGAGACAUCAGUGAAUGAUAAAUGGGUGGAAAAUAUCAACGCCUUACCUCUGAAGCAGGAUCCAAGACGUUGAAAACUGGCCUUUUCUCCUAUAUUUUCUUUACUUGGUUAAAUGGGCUCCUGAAACUGGGAUACCAACGACCUCUCGCUUAUGACGAUCUGUUGGAGCUGUCUGACGAAAACAAGGCACAAGAUCUAGUGGCCAAGUUACACGGGUUAUGGAUGGAAGAGAUUAACAGUGCUAAGAAGAGAGGCAGAAAACCCCGACUUUGGAAGGCCAUGUUCAAACUAUUCCUUCGAGAUGUCAUUCUCUUUACCGCUUUGAAACUGGUGGAUGAAGCUAUGGGGAUUACUUUGGUAGUAUCAGUGUGGUUUUAUCUAAAGUUCUUAGAAGAAGGAUCCCACAUGGAUCAGACCUACGUUGUUGGUAUAGUUGCUAGCAUUGGGAUUCCAAGUCUGAUUAAAGUGUUCUUCUAUCAUCAUUCUGAUUACUUGGCCGUGUUGAUGGGUGUGAGGUUGAAAAGUGCUGUUAUAGGGUUGAUCCAUAAAACGAUAACUGAAUCUAGACGUAGCGAUCUCUCCAAGUUCACAACCGGUCAUAUAGUGAAUCUAGUGUCCAACGAUGCGAAAAGAAUGGACGAGUUAGGCAUAUCACUAGGAGAAGCACUAUCAACCCCAAUUGCUGUUGUUGUAGUUGUACUUCUACCUUUAUUGGUCGGUUGGCCGUCCUUGUCUUGCCUUCUAUUGAUGCUAGUCUUGAUCAUUAUAAAUUUACUACUCACACAACUGUAUACUAACAUUCGCCUUGAGCAAGCCAAAGUCACAGACAAGCGAUUGGCAGUAAUGAGCGAGAUCAUCUGUGGAAUACGAGCUGUAAAGAUGUAUGCUUGGGAAUGGAAAUACAACGAAACAGUUCAAGCAUUACGAGGGUAUUUCCAAAUUCUUUUCUCUUAUUAUUACUUUAUAUGUGUUUAUAAUUUUGAUAGAGAAUCAUGUUUGUUUGCCUAA